CACCGACCAUCAACCCCUGCUCGGACUACUGAGGCCUGAUCGCCAGACACCAACGAUGGCGGCAGCUCGCAUUCAACGGUGGGCACUGUCCCUGGGCGGCUACCAGUACAAGCUGCAGUACGUGCCUGGAAAGCAACUACUGACAGCCGAUGCCCUAAGCAGACUUCCAGUAGAGGCGACUGGGCCAACGUUGGAUGGCGACCCACCCGAGUACGUCUUGUCAUUGGAGGCCCUAGAUGAAGGCGUACCCUCCAAGGGGAAGGAAAGUCUCCUGCGGAGUUGCUCCUGGGCUACCAACUACGUUCGCGCCUGGACACGUGUUUGCCGCCCAGGGCCACAGGUUCAGCAACAGGUACGGAUGACUGGGCUAUCUCACCAGGCAGCAGAGUGUAUGUGCGGAAUUAUGGCACCGGCCCAAAGUGGGCGCCAGGGCACGUGCAGUCUACGUCUGGAGCCAGGAUGGUAAAGGUGGAAACUCCAGCCGGAGUAGUGCGGCGCAAUGUCGACCAAGUCCGCCACCGUCGUGAAGGUACCACUGGAGGGAAUGGUUAUGACGCCAUUGCAAGCGAACAGUUGGACGGGCUACUUGACACAACUGGCACUGCCUCUUCGACUCACGUGACAAGCACGGACCCGGCAGCACCAGAGCAUCGCGCGGUAGACGUGGAAACGACCGCGGCUGAACAGCCACCGACGGGCCACAUUGACGAACCAACUCGACCGACGCAGCAAGUUCCUGACGUCGACGCGACCGCCGAAACGACUGACCCAGCACAGACUCCACUACGGCGAUCGACAAGAACUCGGAAGCCGAUAGACCGGUUCUAAAUUAAGUUGGAAGGAAUGUUAUAUUGUCUGUUGACGUUGCUGCGCACCAGCCAAGCCAGCUGUGCGCGCGCACGCUUUUUGCACCCUCUCGUCCGUAUACCCUUUCCACCCUCCGGCUCCUGCGCCGAGUUAUCAGCGGCGUUCCCUCUCCUAAACCCUUUC
Molecule: messenger RNA, 990 nt
Organism: Dermacentor silvarum
Lineage: Eukaryota; Metazoa; Arthropoda; Arachnida; Ixodida; Ixodidae
Exons: 2
Coding region: 56-466 (136 amino acids)
Source: RefSeq, a predicted model, not a curated record